UCCAACAUUUUCUGGGUAUGUAAUGUUGUUGUCGUAGUGGUUGUGGGGUUACUAUUGGACAUUUAUUCUCUCGUUUUUAUUUUUUUUUCCUUUUACUAGUGGUUUCGGACUGACUGUGCUCAGUUUUUAUUAGUCUUCGAAGUGUGGAUUUCUAUUUGGCUAUUUAAAUUGUUUCUCCACAAGUGUAGGAAGGCUUAAGUGUCUUUUUUUUUUUAAUUUUCUGACCCUUUUUCGACAAAAGUACGAACAUGGGAAGCCAGGGUUCUAAGGCUGCUAAAGGAGAUGUGGUCGCUGAGAAUGCUGCUGAUGGAGCAGUGAGUUCUCCCUCAAAGACAAACGGACAGGAGAAUGGACACGUGAAGAUUAAUGGCGGCUUGACAGAAAAUGAUGCUGCCCCAGUUAGUGGAAACGGCCCUGCGGAGCCUACAAAGGAGGCAAAAGUGGAUGGAUCCGCAGAUGCCAUAGAACCAGCACCAGCUGCUGAGGGAGAUGGCAAAACUGAAGGGGAGGGCACAAAGGAAACUCCAAAGAAGAAAAAGAAGCGUUUCUCUUUCAAAAAGUCCUUUAAAUUGAGUUCAAAUCCAUUUAAAAAAAGCAAAAAGAAUGGCGAGGCUCAAGAAUCCAAAGAAAAUGCAAAAGAGGUUGUUUCGGAGGACAAAGCAGAGGCAAAAGUUGAUCCCACCACUGACACAAGUGCAGCGAAGGAGGAGGCUUGUCAGGGGGCAGAAGCUACUGAAGGACAAACUACAGAGGAGAACAAAGAUGUGCAGUCAGAUGAGCCCCCUGCUAAGCAGGAGGAGGAGGUGUCUCCUAGUACUGAAGCUAAGUCAGAGACUGUAGAAGAAUCUUCAAAAGCCCCAUCUACAGAGGAUGCUGGUAGCACUCCAGCACAGCUAGCAGAGGAGUAAUAUAGACUUGAAUGAUGACUAUUUAAAAAAAAAAAAGGUUUGACCAUCCCACCUGACCUUUGCUUUGCUCACUUGACAUUUUGGAGACUUUUCUCUCCCAAUUAAAUAUGAAGUAGCAUAGAAUUAAACUCUGGGGGAGACUUAAGAACUCUAUUGGCGACAAACCAGACUUUGGAUUGUAAAGCUGUCACAAAGGUACUUUGUGGUCGCCCAAGUCUAGCAAGGAAGACUAUGGAACUGAAUUUAGUGAACCUGCCUAAACACUUUGUAUAAAGCUUGGGCUGUCCAUACUUUUUGACGUUUACUGUUUUAAAUAUAUUUUCAUGAAGGUGAUCUUGAGAUUGAAAUGGAAUUGCCAUCUUUCAUAGUAUUCACACCUGCUUUCUCAUUUAUUGUGCUUUAUAGAAAUGGUUAAAACUGUUAGGGUUUGGUAGUUCUUAAUAUCUUACUUGACCAGUUUUAAGACUGUCCACUAUUUUUUAAUUGAGGGGGUGAGUGCAAGCUGUAAAAUGUGAGGAUUAUUUUGCUGUAACAAGUCUGUAAAUACCUUCAGCACAAACUUUAUUUGCAGUUUUCUAACGUUUUAAACAGAUGUUCUGGUUUUAUUGUAACAUUAAAAGGGAAUAAAUUCUGACCUGUCUGUCCCA
Molecule: messenger RNA, 1555 nt
Organism: Protopterus annectens (West African lungfish)
Lineage: Eukaryota; Metazoa; Chordata; Ceratodontiformes; Protopteridae
Gene: MARCKSL1
Product: MARCKS like 1
Exons: 2
Coding region: 249-908 (219 amino acids)
Biological process (GO): central nervous system development; actin filament organization
Cellular component (GO): cytoplasm; plasma membrane
Molecular function (GO): calmodulin binding; actin filament binding
Source: RefSeq, a predicted model, not a curated record